This is a messenger RNA of Pseudophryne corroboree (corroboree frog), 4013 nucleotides long. RefSeq names its product SRY-box transcription factor 13 (gene SOX13). Gene Ontology annotation, molecular function: RNA polymerase II cis-regulatory region sequence-specific DNA binding; DNA-binding transcription factor activity, RNA polymerase II-specific. The transcript is spliced from 16 exons. NCBI's taxonomy places the organism in Eukaryota, Metazoa, Chordata, Amphibia, Anura, Myobatrachidae. The record is from RefSeq and is a predicted model, not a curated record. Gene Ontology annotation, cellular component: nucleus. Bases 581 to 2326 code for a protein of 581 amino acids. Gene Ontology annotation, biological process: cell fate commitment; regulation of transcription by RNA polymerase II.
UUGUAUAGUCUGCCCGUGCUAGGCUGUCAGAUGUGGGCAGGAGAGACAGGCAGCGCUAGUGUAGUGGUCAGUGUGUAUAUGUAGAGUGAUGAUGAGUGUACAUGGGGGUGAUGUUACAAUGCGAUGUGAGGGAGGUGAGGGGUAGCAGCACACAGUACACCACACACAGCAGGGGGCGGGCAGGAAGCAGCUAGUACAUGAUCCCAGGAGGCUCCAGUCCUCUCUCACACCCAGCAGCAGCGCAGGAUCAGUGAGUGAGGGAAGAGGCAGGGCAGUAAGUGUGGUCAGGGGGUUAUGAGCGGAGCACUCUCCGUAGUACUGUCAGGAUCACAUUACUCGCUCCCGCUGGAGUGACCAGAGUGCGGAUUGGACUGAGCAGGAGUGACCGUCAGGCUUCCACAGCUGCUGUAAGAGAGACGCCGCUUCCAAGAGCACUGAAACAUGUACCCGUAUCUGCUACCAGCUGGGGAGGCUAUUUGAGGUAUCUUCAUGCUUCUCAAAUGUCUACCUUGAUUGGACUUCUUAAAAAUGAAAUGCUCACACGUGUCUCUAUGAAUGAGCUAGUACAGUGUCUGCUUGAAUGGAUCCAUCAGACGCAAAGGAAGAAUUAAAAUGGUGUGCUGCCCACACGCAAGAGGAAAGUCUGUCCUUGAAGGUGCAAGUUUCUCCAUCAGGGGCCUAUAGAAAGAUGGAGGAAGAUUGUAAAGAGAACAUUUUCCAACAUAUGAGUAGUUCAACCUCUUUCAAACAGGACUCCUCUCCUCAGGAUACAUCUUACCAGACAGAACCUCAGAAUAGUGCUCCUGUUUCUAAUGGUCGCCAAGAAAGUCUGGAACUAAGCAGAACAAUGAGAGAUGCGAUGCCUGCUCUAGAGAAGCUGUUAUCAAGUGACUGGAAGGACAGACUCUUGGGAUAUGGAACAAUAGACAACAAAGAUGUGAAAGGUACCCAGGAGAGCCUGGCAGAGAAGGAGCUGCAGCUGUUGCUCAUGAUUCGCCAGCUAGCAGGGCUAAGGGACCAGUUGCUUAGUGCACACUCUGAGCAUAGGAACAUGGCAGCCAUGUUGUUGGAGAAGCAACAACAACAGAUGGAGCUUGCAAGGCAACAGCAGGAGCAGAUUGCCAAACAGCAGCAGCAGCUUAUCCAGCAGCAGCACAAAAUCAAUGUGUUACAGCAGCAAAUUCAGCAAGUAAACAUGCCCUAUGUGAUGAUUCCUGCAUUCCCUUCUGCUCAGGCUGUUUCCUCGGAUCCCCAAAUCUCACCUCUUAUGCAGCCCAUUUCUUGCAAGCCAGUGGAAUAUCCCAUGCAGAUGCUUCAUAAUCCGACUCCACCAAGAGCUCCGUCUUCUGGAAAACAGGAAACAUCGCAGCCUCUGAAUCUGACAGCCAAACUGAAAGGCUCUGAGCCAUCUCCUACCUCCAGGAACUCUCCAGCUUUAAAACAAUCCCCAGGAGGUUGCAAUGGUGGGGGAAGCAGCAGAGAUCAUGCGCCCAGCCCACCAAGGACUAAUCUACCGCUUGGAUUCUUGGGUGAAGGAGAUGCAAUUACUAAAGCAAUACAGGAAGCCCGACAACUUCUUCAUGGACAGAACAAAACACCAGAGCACCAUGAGAGUCACAAUGUUAAGGAAAUGCUUGAAGCCAUGCCGGAUAAGGAGCUGCACGAUGAGUCUUCUCUGCAGCAUGGGGAGGAAUCUCUGCUGAGGUGCAGCAUGGAUAUUGAUGGUUCUCGUCAUUUCCCUGAAGGCCGUGGCAGUCACAUUAAACGCCCAAUGAAUGCUUUUAUGGUGUGGGCGAAGGAUGAACGAAGAAAGAUCCUGCAAGCCUUCCCAGACAUGCACAAUUCCAGCAUCAGCAAAAUCCUAGGUUCUCGUUGGAAAUCUAUGAGUAAUUCUGAAAAGCAGCCAUACUAUGAAGAGCAAGCACGACUCAGCCGGCAGCACUUGGAGAGAUAUCCGGACUACAAAUACAAGCCUCGGCCCAAACGUACCUGCAUUGUGGAAGGGAAGAGACUGCGAGUUGGAGAGUAUAAGGCCCUAAUGAAGAACAGAAGGCAGGAUUCCAGACAUGGAUAUGUAAUCACCUCUCAAGGGUCAUUGCCAAAUCCUCCAUCACCAUCUGGAUUCCAGUCACAGUCUACAGGAAAUAUCUCUCAAUUGUCCACUCCUGACAUGUACCAGGUUCAUGACAGUCUGCCAGUCAUCCUCAACACAAGAAGCCUUCAAACUCAAGACCCAAGGGCGUCCAUGGCUCAUAUGCAUGAACUCUGCAGUGACUCUGACGACUCUGGGAAGAGUGAUGGAGAACUUGUAGUUAUAACAGAUUAAAAAAGCAAGUCCUGGUGUCCUGUGCUGUGGGUAUUGUGUACAUACAGAGAAACUUAGUAUCAUCCUCUCUGCAGAAUUCAGAUGCAUUUCCAUAUUUUGCAAUUUCAGUGGCUCCCACCAUUAUUUCUGCUUGGAUAGGUUAUGGACCCACGUACAAUGCGUUAAAAAUAUAUAUAAAAAGAACAUGGACAGUUUACAUGAAAAUGUCAACUGUUUGAAAAAUAAAUUGUGUCUGCAGUUAAUCGUUUUGAAGGAUUUGGCACUUUUAGGAUAUGCUGUAGUUGGAAAGCAGCUUGGCUGAUUUAGGGAAAAAUGGGUGGACAGUUUGAGAAGUUUCAUAAAAAUGGGGUACUCCUCCUUUGGUGUUACAGGGACCGGUACACUUGUAUAAAAUAUGACUUGCAAUGAGAAUGCAUUUUAUAGGAGGGGGUGGGAUCUGAAAUUAACAUUUUAUAAUUUAUACAUGGCAAACUACCUAUGCAUAAAGCAAACCUGCCUACCUACAUAGCUGUAGAAAGUUAUAUCAGUUCCCUUCAACAUAUUUUACUCUUGCAUUAUAGCAUAUGCAAAUGAGGUAGAAUGCAAAUUCAUUUUAAGCGUUCGUAUAUUUUAAAUAGAAAUCUGGCCCCCACCACUUCAGCUUUAGGAGAUGUAGUUAGAAGGUACUGCUGUCUAGCACCCUGUCAUCUAGGCACAUCCUAGACCCACGGGUAGUAACUAAUGUAUUUGGAGAGCUGGGAUAAGGCUUUCUAAUAACUGGUAUACCCAAAUAGAAUUUUAAAAAAAUCUUUGUUAUUGAUGCAUUCAAUUCUUAAGUGGGUGCAGUCUGAACCACCAAGGCUCACCAGCUUGUACAGUUGAUAUAGUCAGUGGCUCUAUUUUGGUAGAUGGAACAGUUAAUACCCCUUUUCCACUAACAGGAAAAUCCUGGGUUUUUGCUCAUGAAUGCGCAUCAACCUGGGAUUUUUGUAGGUGGAAACUGCUCCCUCCAAAAACACCCGGGUCGAGUGACCUGGCAAUCCUUACUGGGUAGCUAGCAGGGUUUUACCCUGGAAGUACCCAGGUUUACAGCAUGGGGAGAGCUGCAUUCCUGGUGCAAGGAGAUGAUGUCAUCGCCAAGCGCUGGUACUGCACCCGUGUGCAGUGUGAAAGGCGCAGACCUGGGAAUAAUCAGUCUGCACCAUGGUGUGAAAGGGGUAUGCCCUGAGUUUGACCCGGAUUGGAACAGUGUUCCAACUGUCAGGUCAUACCCCGGACUUUGGUGGAAAAGGGGUUUAAGUAAGGCUGACUUCACCAACUUCAGAAAUCUUAAUGUGGUUAUUAAAAAAGUAUUGUAGUUAGGGUGGUAAGAGAUCUUGCAUUCUGAUGCUAGAUGAAGAGGUGGAGGUGAUUUAUCAAUUUGCUUAAUACCAGUGUGCUUUUAUAUAAGGCCCAUUUCAUAAUUCAAGUUCCUUAUGUUAACUAAUUUUUGGCAGUCACAACAGCGGUGUGCAAUCAUUUUUACACCCUCAUAGUGCCUUAUUUGAAUGUACAGAAGGGAUUCGAUCUAACAAGUCAUAAUUCUCAUACCUCAUAAGAGACACAAUAUAUAUAUGAAUAUAUGUAUAUUUUUAUACUUCUGUAAAUAUAGAUCAUAGAAAAUCUUUUUUUAUUAUGUUAAAUAAAAAGAAAAUAACUUAAACCUGAA